Messenger RNA from Vicia faba (fava bean), 369 nucleotides. The record is from the annotation of a GenBank genome assembly. Lineage: Eukaryota; Viridiplantae; Streptophyta; Magnoliopsida; Fabales; Fabaceae.
AUGGGAGAUUGCAAGCAGGAAGCUUAUCCUAUAAAGAGGAAGAUAGAUACAUAUGUGGAUUAUGUGCAGCAGUUUGGUUUGUUUCAUCCCGUACCUGAGUUGGCAAGACUACACCCGGGUACUCGGAAGCAGGGAGAACUUGUGGAGUCUUACAAUGCUGAUUUGCAAAGAAACGCUUGUCAAGAAAGUGACAGGGUUUAUGGCAGCGCUAGCACCCAUCACAAGAGCGGCAAUGUUGACAAGAAAGGCCAAAGAAAAAGUGAAGACAGUGAUGGGAGGAUCAAGACGAAGCAGACAAGAUCAAGAAGGACAAUAAUUAUAUUACUUCAUCUCUGGAUUUCUGAAGCGCUACCAACGUGUCUUCAAUAG